Pistacia vera is the source of this 912-nucleotide messenger RNA. RefSeq lists its product as uncharacterized. NCBI's taxonomy places the organism in Eukaryota, Viridiplantae, Streptophyta, Magnoliopsida, Sapindales, Anacardiaceae. The transcript has a single exon. Bases 1 to 912 code for a protein of 303 amino acids. Gene Ontology annotation, molecular function: zinc ion binding; nucleic acid binding. The record is from RefSeq and is a predicted model, not a curated record.
AUGGCUUCCAAUGCAUUCUCUCCAGUUUCUCCACCAGUUUUCACUGGUGAAACUGCACACUAUCAUACAUGGGCAGUUAGAAUGUCUGCUUAUUUGCAAGCUGUGGACCUCUGGGAGGCAGUCGAGGAAGACUAUGAAAUUGACCCAUUACCUGACAAUCCCACUGUGCAGCAAAUUAAGGUUCACAAGGAGAGAAGAACUAAGAAGUUCAAGGCCAAAUCAUGCCUCCAUUCAGCAGUGUCUGAAGCAUUAUUUACCAAGAUCAUGAACUUGAAGUCAGCUUUUGAAAUCUGGCAGUAUCUCAGGGAGGAGUUUCAAGGCAACGCGAGAACAAGAAGUACGCAGGUGUUAAAUCUCAUAAGGGAAUUCGAGCUCCAGAAGAUGAAAGAAUCUGAGACUGUCAAGGAGUAUGUAGACAGGCUUUUGAGCAUUGUUAACCGAGUGAAGCUUCUUGGAGAGCAGUUUUCUGACAGAAAGAUUGUGGAGAAAAUUCUGGGGACCUUACUUGAGAAGCUUGAAGCCAAGAUAUCUGCUUUGGAGGAGUCUAGAGAUCUUGCAGAGAUCUCAUUGGCAGAACUUUUAAAUGCUUUGCAGGCACAAGAGCAAAGGAGACAAAUUAGAGAGGAGGGGUCUAUUGAAGGUGCUUUACAAGCAAAGUUGCAAAUCUAUAAAAGUGGUAAAGACAAGAAGACAAAAUGGAGGAAACACAAAGGUGCUGGAGCCAACAGCAGUAAUGGGAAUGCAGGUGCUCAAAACAACAACGGUAAUGCUGGAAGGUUUCCUUCAUGUCCUCACUGUGGAAUGACUAAUCACUCUCAGAAUAGGUGUUGGAGUAGGCCUGAUGUUAAGUGCAAUAGAUGCAAUCAAAUGGGCCAUGUAGAAAGAAUUUGCAAGAGCAGAAGUAACCAGUAG